Molecule: messenger RNA, 1315 nt
Organism: Ilex paraguariensis (yerba mate)
Lineage: Eukaryota; Viridiplantae; Streptophyta; Magnoliopsida; Aquifoliales; Aquifoliaceae
Source: the annotation of a GenBank genome assembly
AUGGCUGUCAAUCUGCCUCCUAUAUCUUGGGGCCUUGGAGCCGAGAUGAUGUGUCUGAAAAUGGACCUCGGGGACAUAGUCACGCCGAGGACACGUGUCACAAUGCAUCUGAUAGGGUUCUUCCUCUUCCUUGCUUUGACCAUUUACACUGCAAUGAAGAUUCCGAAGGUUGUGGAUCUCCGUACCCUACAACAUAUCCCUGACGUGCUGAGAAAAGCUGAUCUGCAUAAACUGCAUGCAGAACUCAUGACCUGUCUUCCUUCCUUACCAAACAUGCCUGAUUUGCAUAGGCUUCGGGAGGAGUUAAAGACAGCAUUGCCUUCCAUGGAUUUGCUACCAUCACUAUCGAAUUGGCAUAUUGUAGAACUGCUCACUAAUUGUUUGCCUGAGCGAUUCUCCCAUGCCAACCAUUCUGAUGUUUGUGUUCUGCAUAGCAUGAAGGAAGAUCUGGCAAACAUUAUUGCUCCCUUAAUGAUGAGGCCAAUCACACGUUGGCCAUUCUUUGUUUUCCUGGGUGGGGCCAUGUUUUGCUUGCUAGCAAGCAGCACAUGCCAUUUGCUCUCAUGUCACUCUAAGCGAGUAUCAUACAUCAUGCUUAGGCUGGACUAUGCUGGUAUUGCUGCCCUGAUAUCAACCUCAUUCUAUCCUCCAGUCUACUAUUCCUUCAUGUGCUACCCGUUUUUCUGCAAUCUUUACAUGGGAUUCAUAACUCUCGUGGGAAUUGGCACAAUCCUUGUUUCCCUCCUCCCAGUGUUCCAAAACCCAGAAUAUCGUAGCAUCCGUGCAUCCCUCUUCUUUGGGAUGGGUGUAUCGGGGGUAGCGCCCAUUUUGCACAAGCUUAUCUUGUUCUGGCACCAGCCCGAGGCACUCCAUACAACUGGAUAUGAGAUUUUGAUGGGGGUUUUCUAUGGGCUUGGAGCUCUUGUUUAUGCAAUGAGGGUUCCAGAGCGGUGGAUGCCUGGAAAAUUCGACAUUGCUGGACAUAGCCACCAACUUUUUCAUGUAUUGGUAGUGGCAGGGGCCUACACACAUUAUCAGGCUGGACUAGUUUACCUCAAGUGGCGUGACAUGGAAGGGUGCUAAGAGUUCAUUGGAGAAAGAUGAACUAGUAGUAGAAGUCUCUGCUUAAUAAGUAAUUCAGAUGUGUACGUUAAUGCAGCGGGAAGAGGUGCUCUCCCCUUAUUACGAAUUGAACUUCUUUGUUAAUGAAUUGUUGGAUUUAUCAGCCUUCUUGUUAGAUGGGAUCGCACAUCAGUCAUAUACGAAUGACUAGGCACGUGUGUUCUCAAUACAAGUACAUGAAUAAUACAAGUAC